Molecule: messenger RNA, 1803 nt
Organism: Drosophila ficusphila
Lineage: Eukaryota; Metazoa; Arthropoda; Insecta; Diptera; Drosophilidae
Exons: 4
Coding region: 247-690 (147 amino acids)
Biological process (GO): positive regulation of voltage-gated potassium channel activity; regulation of synaptic transmission, cholinergic; sleep
Source: RefSeq, a predicted model, not a curated record
GUGCGGCUGCUGCUUUUCCCAGUCGUUUGCCGUUUGUCAACCGUUUGCCAGCGUUUGCCGAGAGCGCUAGUUUCUUGCAAGGAAUAUAUUGAAACCAGUCCACGUUGAAACGGGAAUCUGUGAAUAUAGUCCGCUGUGAACGCUCCACAAAAAUCCGAAAAUACCCAUUUUUAAUACAAAUUAAAUUACUUAGUGUUCAACUAACGAGUGUUUCAAGUCUAAAAAACAAAAAAAUAAAAAAUAAAAAUGCAGUACAUCUAUGUGAUAAGUGCGCUGAUUUUGGCCAUCGCCGUGCAGCAAGGAUAUGCCAUCAAGUGCUUUGUCUGCAACAGCCACAAAGAUGCCAACUGUGCGUUGGACAUACCGCCCGAUAACUUGCAGAAGGACUGCGAUGCAGAGUACUCCACCCGCGGCAAGGGGAUUCCCACAUACUGCCGCAAGAUCACGCAGAUCAUCGAGUUCUCUGUGAACAGCCUGCCCCCGGAUAGCCGUGUGAUAAGGACCUGUGCCUACCAGAACCAGACAUCCACCAACUACUGCUAUCAGCGUGCCGGCUUCGGAGGGCGCCAGGUCGUCUGCUCCUGUGAUACGGAUAACUGCAACGGCGCCGGGACGAUGGGCGCCUCCGCGGUGGGCGUGGCAGCAAUGGCGGGACUCCUGCUGAGCGCCCGUCAAUAUCUGCAGCGUUAAGGACGGAAUCGAGGGAAUCCCUCAGUUGUUUUUGUUUGUUUUAUCGAUGCAUCCACCCAGUUUUCUUUUCGUAUUGCUGCUGACUCUUUGACUUCUGUGACACUUUCACCGCUUUCUCCUCCCCCAUCAUCAACAAGGUCCACUCGCAGAGCUGCUCCAGAGUCUGCUCUGGCCCAGCCUGGUUUUGUAACAUUUUUUGAAUGGAGAACCGUAAAAGCUUUAUACAAAGUAUUAAAUAAAAACAUAAUUCCCUAACUAGAAGUGUAUAUAAAAACCAAAGAGGGCAAGUCACAAUUGGCCAAUAUAAUCGUUCAAAUAUAUUUACAUUAACAGGAAUUUUGAAACUAACGUCUUAAACGAAAGCAAGGAAAAUAACGAUAUAAAACUAAAACCUACCGCAGUUGAAAGUAUUUAACAAAUCGAAAUAAACGAAUGAGUCAAAGAUGGCCACAAAGCUAACGAUGUUAAAAAUUAAGGCUACCAAACGGAAAUGUAGUACAUAAAACUAUAAAUGUUAACACUCUUCGCCUAAGUUUUUCUUUUUUAUUUUAUUUCGUAAGACUUAAACCAAAAUUUUGAAAAUGCAAGCUAAAUGUCAGCAAUAGCGAACGUAAAAAGUAAAGUAUUUAAAAAUAAAGCUCAACGAGGAAAACACUUCAUAGAAUAAUUAGCAAGCAAUUGGGAGGAAAGUCGUCAGAGGAUUUCCCAAAGAUAGUUGUGACACGCUUAGAGGCGACGACCACGCCCAUAUCUACCGCACUCCCAAGGGGAAAAACACUCGUUGUUGUAACCAACUGCCAAAAACGGAAAACUUUGAAGUCGUUUCAUCUACCGCAUAGGCACAACCCAGCAAAGAGACACCAAGUUUAUGGGAUAUCCAAGUAGAGGAACAUCAGUAAAACCUUUUGUCCAACUUAGCAAUAAAUGCAGGUGCAGAAACCAAGUAAAAAUUAAAAUGUUACAGAAACCAAAGCAACAAAUACAUCACCUUUAGUUCGUAUAGCAAAAUAACAGUUUAUAGUAAAAAUUUUUUUAGUUAAGAAUCUCCUUUAAAAUGCAAUAUUUAUAAUGCAAUAAAAUUGUAAAAUGUUUAAAGUGAAAAACAAUAAAUAU